AUGACGGAGACCGGCAUUUUGACAGACGAACAAAUAGACGAUCUUCUGUCACAGGCCGAGGUUCGUCUACGGGGAAAGUCACACUCUGCAAAUGAAGACGAGAUCAGUUUGGAGAUUGUCAAGCCAACAACGACAUCCAGGAAAUUAAUUCCCAAACUACACAGCAACCUUGUUCGAACGAAGUAUAUUAAUGACAAGCAGGGUGUCGCCGAGACCAAUGCCAAAGCGGUCCUUGAGCACCAGCAAAGCCUGCUGGCGGACGGACUCAAGUCCGUCGAAGCGCCUCACAAAUCCAAGAAAGUGAAUGACCAGACCAGUGCAGGUCCUGACUGGUUCGACAUGCCCAAGACAGACUUGACUCCUCAACUGAAGCGCGACCUCCAACUCAUCGAAAUGCGAUCAGUGCUCGAUCCGCACCGGCACUACAAGAAAAAUAACAGAAGAGGCAAAGUGCCCACGUUCUCGCAGACGGGGACUGUCAUUGAAGGGCCUACCGAGUUUUUCAGCGCAAGAAUCAACAAAAAGGAUCGAUCCAAGAACUUUGUCGAGGAAGCAAUGGCUACCGAGAGGGAGACUGGACGGUUUAAGCGAAAGUACAGCGAAAUUCAAGACACCAAAACAAGCGGCAAGAAGGCACACUACAAAAAGCUCAUGGCAAAGCGGAGGAAGAGACCCUGA
Molecule: messenger RNA, 678 nt
Organism: Fonsecaea pedrosoi CBS 271.37
Lineage: Eukaryota; Fungi; Ascomycota; Eurotiomycetes; Chaetothyriales; Herpotrichiellaceae
Exons: 3
Coding region: 1-678 (225 amino acids)
Biological process (GO): RNA processing
Cellular component (GO): nucleolus
Molecular function (GO): RNA binding
Source: RefSeq, a predicted model, not a curated record